Molecule: messenger RNA, 378 nt
Organism: Porites evermanni
Lineage: Eukaryota; Metazoa; Cnidaria; Anthozoa; Scleractinia; Poritidae
Source: the annotation of a GenBank genome assembly
GCUUUUUCUAGUUCCCAUUCCACUCGCCAAAGGCGAAUCAAUUCUCUUCCUCCUGUGGUAAGUUGCUGAAACUAUUACAGGACUUUUGCAGCCCCCUGAAUGAGGAGAACUUAAUGGGUGACUUAUGGUUCACCUAGUCCCAAAACUUGAAAUGCAGUGUGGUCUUUGAUGAUGAAGUUACACCUCCCAGAAACACAGACAGAUCCCUAUAUUACAUAAUGCUCUUGUUUUACUUACUUUGACUUCCAGUUUCCUGUCACUGAAGCAUCAUCUAUCAUCCCCCAUCAGCACCAGAAAAAGCAAACGGCUUUUGUACAGUUGGGAUUACUCCAUCCUAGAAGUGUGUUUGUGAGUAUUACUCUUCUACGUAUACGUUGA